AUGCCACGGACACCACCGCCGCCACCACGUAGACCAAUGGUUUUCGCUGAAAUUGUGGGAACGCUCUCAUUUCUACAACCACAAGCAGAUGAUGACAUUUUCGACAGAUUACACUAUUACUACACAACAACUUUCUUAUUACUAACUGCUGUUCUAAUAUCCCUGAAAAUGUUUGGAGGACGACCGAUAGAGUGUUGGCUUCCGGCAGAAUACAAAAGCAGUUGGGAAGAUUAUACAGAAAUGUAUUGCUGGGCAAGAAACACAUAUGUGACUGCUUUCGAGGAUGAUAAUCUACCUGAAGUUGUGAAUAGAGAAUACACAAUGGUAUCAUACUACCAAUGGGUUCCAUUUUUCCUUGUAUACGUGGCAUUCAGUUUCUAUGCUCCAUGCCUAUUAUGGAGGCUGUUUUACGACAAGUCUGGUAUUCGAUUGAAAGAUAUAAUGGCAUUCGCAAAUGACAAAGCGAAUGUGGUUCCUGCUCAACGACAAGCUAAUAUUCGAGGCCUAUCUGCUCACUUGUCAUCAGUUUUCAAACAUAGGUUCCGAAUUGGAGAGAAGCAUCCAUAUCAUCAUAAAGUGUUUAAAAUCUUCAAUGUGAGAUAUUAUGAAUCGUAUUUGACCUAUUUAUACCUGGGAAUCAAAGGAAUGUUUCUGAUGAAUGUGUUGAUGCAGAUGUACUUCAUGAGUCGAUUCCUCGAACUCGACAGUCAUCGAUACUACGGAUACGGAAUCUUAUACGAUUUGAUAAUGGGUCGAGGGUGGAAGGAAUCAUCAAACUUUCCAGUUGUAACCUAUUGUGAUAUGCAGAUAAGAAUAUUGGGACACGUACAGAGGCAUACUGUACAAUGUGUUCUUGUCAUCAAUAUAUUCACAGAAAAAAUAUUUUUUAUCCUCUGGCUUUGGUACACUCUUUUAUCAUUCAUCUCCUUUGGAUCAAUUCUCUCCUGGAUUUUUGGAUCGAUUCCUUUCAAUCAACGUCGUCAGUUUGUUGCGAGAAGACUUGAGUUAGCAGAUGUUAAUUUUGAGAAAAGUAGAUACAAACAUGAGCUUGAUGAGUUUGUUCGAGAUUAUAUCAAAAUCGAUGGAAUUUUCGUUCUGAAAAUGAUAACGAUCCAUUCUGGAAUAUUGAUGUGUACUGAUAUUGUUGAUCAAAUGUGGGAUCAAUAUCUAGAGGAAUCUGGCAACCAAGUGAUUCGAGAAAUUAUAGAUGAAAAGAGUUUUGGAGAUGAUUAUGACAGGUCUGCAUCUGCCGGUGGCUUAUCAAUAGAUCCAGGAAUUCGUCGAAAGACAUCUGUAUUAGUUCCAUUAAUGAGUCGAGAAGAUCUGAAUGUAGAUCAAUCUCCAACAACUCCAACUCCUCAAUUUUUAAGACCUCCGAGUAGUCGAAUGACUGCUAAUGUAUAA
This is a messenger RNA of Caenorhabditis briggsae, 1404 nucleotides long. RefSeq names its product Protein CBR-INX-20 (gene Cbr-inx-20). Bases 1 to 1404 code for a protein of 467 amino acids. Lineage: Eukaryota; Metazoa; Nematoda; Chromadorea; Rhabditida; Rhabditidae. Gene Ontology annotation, molecular function: gap junction channel activity. The transcript is spliced from 10 exons. The record is from RefSeq and is a predicted model, not a curated record. Gene Ontology annotation, cellular component: plasma membrane; gap junction.